Macrobrachium nipponense is the source of this 1641-nucleotide messenger RNA. Its product is annotated as inositol 2-dehydrogenase-like. Gene Ontology annotation, biological process: NADPH regeneration. The transcript is spliced from 9 exons. Gene Ontology annotation, molecular function: oxidoreductase activity; nucleotide binding. Lineage: Eukaryota; Metazoa; Arthropoda; Malacostraca; Decapoda; Palaemonidae. The coding region runs from base 432 to 1595 and encodes 387 amino acids. The record is from RefSeq and is a predicted model, not a curated record. Gene Ontology annotation, cellular component: cytoplasm.
UGUGACUAGAACUACUAAGAACGUGCACAACGUUUCCUUAUUUAUGUGUAACAAUUUUUCGCCGAAGCCUCGGUGUAUUGGAUCCUAAAACGACAUACAUGAAGAAGGGUAGUAAAAAGAAAAAUGACCACAUAUUUCGUGAAUUCAAUGAAAGCUUUUUAUAUCCCAUGCACGCAGCACUUCAGUUCAGUUGUUGAAUAGGUGUGCUUUCAGAUAAAUCUCAUAAGGACUUUGAGCGCAAUGCUUCGUGCUAACUAAACCUACAACGACGCAUCCUUCCACGUUCAUUGCCACGACUGCUAACUCAAACCUAGGCCACUGACAUAAAGGGCAUGCAUGGUAGCAAAUGAGUUGGGGAAAUACUAUUCACAAAUAUUCGAGGUUAAGGGAAGUCAAUCAAGGGUGUUCACCAAAAAAAAAAAGAAAAAAAAAUGGCCACUGACAGAUUUGCAGCUCCAUCGCCUUACACCCAAAAGCAACCAGAGCCCCAUGCAAGUGAUUUCAAGCAUCAAGAGUACCUCCUUGGAUCAGGUUUAAUUACUAGUAGAGCAAAAGAAGUUCCUUCGAAUCUACAACACAUAAACGUUGCUCUCUUUGCCCUUGGCAGAGCAGGUUCCAUACAUCUGAACAACGUUAUGAAAAAUUCACGACUAACCUUGAAGUACAUUGUUGAACCUGACCGUGGAAAGUUGUUGAGAGUUCAGCGGGAGUGGAAACUACCAGAGUCCUCCAUACUGUCACCAGAAGAAGAAGACAAAGUGUUUCAGGAUCCAAGUAUCCAUGGCAUCAUCAUAGCUACGCCAACAUACAUGCACAAAGAUCUGGUUAUAAAAGGACUGAAAUCUGGAAAGGCUGUCCUCUGUGAGAAACCCAUCGCUGAAAAUUUAAAUGAGACUCGCGAAUGCUACCAGAUUGCAAAAGAGAUGAAGAGGCCUCUGUUAUGUGCCUUCAAUCGUCGGUUUGAUCCGAGUUUCAAAGAAUUACAGAGGCGUGCACGUUCAGGGGCAGUUGGACAGAUCCAUCUGGUUAAGACUGUUGCAAGAGAUUCUCCUCUUCCUUCCAUUGACUAUUUAAAAGUAUCAGGUGGCAUUUUCCAUGAUUGUGCAGUCCACGACAUUGAUCUCAUCUGCUGGGUGAUUGGAGAUUAUCCAACACAUGUCUUUGCUUCAGCUUCUUCUUUCAUCCCUGAAGUUGCUGCAAUUGGGGAUCAUGACACAGUAGCUUUCAUAAUGAAAUUUGCUUCAGGGGCAAUUUCUACGACAGAUUUAAGUCGUAAUGCAGUCUAUGGUUAUGAUCAGCGCAUUGAGGUAUUUGGUCCGAAGGGUAUGGUCUCUGCAGCAAACGAGAGGCCGUAUAACCUCACAAGCAGCACAGUGGAUGGAGACAGUCAGCCACCAAUUCAGUAUUCAUUUCCCUCACGAUAUUAUGAAGGAUAUAUCGCAGAGGUUGAACACUUCUGUGAUGUAAUUCAAGGUCUUGAUGAGGCAUCAAUCCCAGGAAAGAAUACUGUGAAUGUUUCAAUUAUUGCCUCAGCACUUGAGGAAUCUGUUAAGACAGGACGUAUGAUUCAGGUUAAGUACCAAGUGGACCUUUGAUAUAUGUAUGAAAUACGUAAAGGGAAUGAUCUAAUUUCAUAUUAAG